AGGCAGCCGAGAAAAAAUGGGAAAGAGCGGGAAGAAGCAGAGGCAGCAACAGAAGCCUCCAAGAGGUUCCUACUUUCCUCAAGAAGAAGACGAUGAAGGCCAUCAUCAUCACUAUCACUAUGGUGAUGAAACUCUCCAAUCGUCUUCUAGAGGUAUCAACAUUGAAGACGACAAAGAAGUUGAAGAUGCAGAUGAAGUGCAAGAAGAAGAUGGUGCUGAUCCAAACCCAUUAACAGAUGAUAUGCCGUCCAAGUUCCUACUCUAUCAGCAAUCUGUUCAGUCGCCCAAAGGAGACAUCAGCUAUCUGCAGAAGUUCUUUCUGAUGUAUGUGGGUGGGAGAGUGCCUCUCCAUCUCCAGGAGGAUUUUUGCGGCACCGCUCUUCUUAGUACAGAAUGGCUCCGGAGUGACUCACGACGAACAGCUGUAGGAUUGGAUUUGGAUGUUGAGGCACUUGAUUGGUGCAUGGAAAACAAUGUGAAUAAAAUUGGGGCUGAUGGAUACUCCCGAAUAUCCUUGUUUCAUGGGAAUGUUCUGCAACCUCUUGAGUCUAAGCUAGUAAAAUCCCAGCUUUCAGACAUUAUUAGAAACUUUACAUUGGAAGAUAGCACUGCUGAUUCAGGGACUGUUCCAUUGGACUCUAACAUAAAAGCAUGCCCUAAUGCUUCUACUGAUGGUGAGAUCGUAAAAAGAAACUUCAGACUGCCUGCAAGAGACAUAGUGUGUGCUUUUAACUACAGCUGCUGUUGUCUCCAUAAACGUGGAGAGCUGGUCUUGUAUUUCAAGCAUGUCCUUGAUGUCUUAUCCAAAAAGGGUGGCAUAUUUGUGAUGGAUUUGUAUGGAGGUACAUCAUCAGAGUGCAAGCUGAGGCUUCAGAGGAGAUUUCCCAAUUUUACGUAUUACUGGGAGCAAGCUGAAUUUGACAUCAUUCAACGCAAGACAAGAAUUAGCCUCCAUUUUCAUCUCAAGAAACAGCAGAGAAAACUUCGCCAUGCAUUUUCAUACAGCUGGAGGCUGUGGUCUUUGCCCGAGAUUAAAGACUGCUUAGAAGAGGCUGGAUUUCAUUCCGUCCAUUUUUGGAUUCGACAAAUGCCUGAUACUGAAGAAAACAGAAGCACGGAGGGAUUUGGCAUUGGGCGAGAUGUGAAAUAUGAAGAGGUUGCAAGUUUUCAGCAACAAGAUGCAUGGAAUGCAUAUAUUGUGGGUGUUGUAAAAUGAUUCUUGAGAUCUUGCCUGAUAGUCCUUGGGGUGAUGUCGUGUUGGUUCUAACAGCAGUGGAAAGAAUAAAUGAUCUCAAAACCUGGUAAAUCAGAGCUAUAUUCACAAUUGUAAACUUUUGUUGAAUUUGAAUGAUUAAUUCACUGCCAAAAUUUUCCUUUUAACUGUACUUCAGUUUUGAUUCUUA
Vitis riparia (riverbank grape) is the source of this 1403-nucleotide messenger RNA. RefSeq lists its product as uncharacterized. Bases 17 to 1216 code for a protein of 399 amino acids. The transcript has 5 exons. The record is from RefSeq and is a predicted model, not a curated record. NCBI's taxonomy places the organism in Eukaryota, Viridiplantae, Streptophyta, Magnoliopsida, Vitales, Vitaceae.